Puntigrus tetrazona (Sumatra barb) is the source of this 1891-nucleotide messenger RNA. Its product is annotated as calcium-independent phospholipase A2-gamma. The transcript has 10 exons. NCBI's taxonomy places the organism in Eukaryota, Metazoa, Chordata, Actinopteri, Cypriniformes, Cyprinidae. The record is from RefSeq and is a predicted model, not a curated record. Bases 1 to 1638 code for a protein of 545 amino acids. Gene Ontology annotation, cellular component: membrane. Gene Ontology annotation, biological process: arachidonate metabolic process.
AUGAAUGUUUUGCAACAGCCCGCCCCUACGCAACCAGCCCCGCCCACCGCACCACAGGCCCCACCCCCAGCAAUCCAGGAGCAGGAGUGCAGAGUAACUGGAUCAGCACAGGCCCCGCCCCUCUUCCACCCGGGCUCCCUCAGCGUGUAUCUGGGCGAGACGUACGACUAUGUGUCUCAGCAUAUCAACUCUUACUUCAGCAGCGUGACUGACCCCAGGUCCUCUCGCCCAGAGCCCUCGAGCGUCCAGAGCUUCUUAGGGACCGUCAUCACGCCGCUGGUCCCUCGGCUCAGAAGCGCAGCGGAUGAAGCGGUCAGGAGUGAGGAGCAGAGAGCCGGCCGCCUGCUGCUCCAGAGAGAAAAGAUCGUGGCGAGGCUGAGUGUGGAUAACCGGACGCGGGCUCUGGUUCAGGCUCUCCGUCGGGCGUCAGACGUACAGCUCUACAUCCGUCGGGUGGAGGAUCUCAGUCUCCAUCUGCUGGAGUUCCCAGAGACUCGAUCCGUAGCUGUUCAGGAGCGAGUGAUCCCGUGUCUGCUGCGUCUGCGUCAGGCUGGAGACGUCUCUCUGAAAGCUUCGGUCAGAAAGGCUCUGGCUCUGCUGGGCUUCAAUGAUCCUGUGAAGAAACGAGGCGUUCGGAUCCUCUCCAUCGAUGGAGGAGGAACCCGGGGUCUUCUGGCUCUUCAGACGCUCCGCUGUUUACAGGAGCUGUCAGGAAAACCUGUUCAUCAGCUCUUCGACUACAUCUGCGGCGUCAGCACAGGUGCGAUCCUGGGCUUCUUGCUGGGCGUCUUCCAGAUGCCUCUGAAGGACUGUGAGGAUCUCUAUAAGAAGCUGAGCUCAGACGUCUUCAAGCAGAACCCGAUCGUGGGAACAGUGAAGAUGAGCUGGAGCCACGCUUUCUACGACAGCCAGACCUGGGAGACGCUGCUGAAAGAGAAGAUAGGCUCGGAGCUGAUGAUUGAGACCAGACGAGACCCAGACUGUCCCAAAGUGGCAGCGGUCAGCACCGUGGUCAGUCUCUCUCCUCCGGUCAGAGCCUUCGUCUUCAGGAACUACAGGCUUCCUCUCGGAGAACGCUCUCAUUAUCACGGCUCCUGCAGGCACCGGCUCUGGGAGGCCCUCCGCGCCUCGUCCGCGGCCCCUGGGUACUUCCAGGAGUUCAGUCUGGGACAACACCUGCACCAGGACGGGGGGAUGCUGGUCAAUAACCCCACGGCUCUGGCCAUCCACGAGAGUCAGUGUGUGUGGCCGGACGUCCCGCUGCAGUGUGUGGUGUCUCUGGGGACGGGACGCUUCCGGACGCCGGGGAAGAGCCGUGUGUCCAGCACCAGCCUGAAGACCAAGCUGAGUCACGUGAUCAGCAGCGCCACCGACACCGAGGAGGUGCACGCUCUUCUGGACGCUCUGCUCCCGCCGGACACGUACUUCCGCUUUAACCCCUUCAUGAGCGAAGACGUGUCUCUGGACGAGAGCCGACCGGAGAAGCUGGAGCAGAUGCAGGCCGACGGUCUUCAGUAUCUGGACAGAAACCAGCAGAAGCUCCAGAGAGCCGUCCGAGAGCUGUCCCGAGACAAGAGCUCCGUCCAGAGACUGACCGACUGGCUGCGGCUCAAAGCGCUCAUGAACCAGAGCUUCUAGAAGAUCAAUCAAUCAAUCAAUCAAUCAUUUUUAUUUAUAUAGUGCUAUUAACAACACAGGUUGCAUGAUGCUCUUCAGCCCAGAUCCGUGAUGAAGACUCGAGAGGGACAGCAAGGAAUACACCACUACUUCAUUUUAUUCAUUUCUUCAUUGAUUUUAUUUUAUUUUAUAUAUAUAAAAAUUGUAUAAUUUUUUUGUAGGGUUAGGAUUAAUUUUAUUUAAUUUAAUUGCAUUCAUUAUUUUUUUAAUUUUU